Prorocentrum cordatum is the source of this 1622-nucleotide messenger RNA. NCBI's taxonomy places the organism in Eukaryota, Dinophyceae, Prorocentrales, Prorocentraceae. The record is from the annotation of a GenBank genome assembly.
AGCCAUUUUGGCUCAAGAGCCGCUCCUCGGGCGCGCGCGGGCGCGGGCUCGGCGCGUGGGAGGCGUUUCUGGGCGCGGUGGCGACGGUCGGCUGCACGGCUGCCUGUGAGACGGCGGAGCGGCCUGGGUGCGAGGCUGGGGGUUCCCUCUGGCCUGCGCGGAGGGCGCGGCGGGCGGCUGCGCAGCAGGCGGCAAGCGGGCGGCUGUCUGCCGCUCCGAGCCGCAUCUCGGGGCUCGAGGCCACCAUUGACGCCUCGCGGGCCCGCGUCGCUGCUGAGGAAGCUCGGCACGUGGCGGCAGCGGCCCAGGCGGUGCGCCUCGCGGAGGAUGAGGGCGACAUCGCGGAGCCGAAUGCGGCGCUCGCGGGCGAGCUCGUGGCCAGGAUGGCGCUCGCGGCGCCGAUCCUGGAGGGCGUCCUGGCUGGAGAGCCCGACGGCGCAGGGAAGGCCGUGCGAACCCUGCGCAAAGCGCGGCGUAACACGGGCCUGCACUGCGCAGCCGCGCCAGCCGCCGCCAUCAGCCUGGCGGAGCUGCCGCAGCUCAACCGCUGGCAGCGGCUGGGCGGAAGCAGGCAUGGCGGCAGCAGGCGGAGGCUGGGUAGCAGGCGCGGGUGCCGUGCGGCCGCGCCGCCGCUGCACCGUCGGCAGCCUGAGGCCGAGAGCGAGGAGAGGAAGGACAUGGAGGGCUCGGUGGAGUCGGAGUGCGACGAGCUGGAGGACACUGGAGGCUCUCCUGAGGGAGCGCCGUGCGGCGGGGCCUUGGGUGGGGAGGCAUGCCACACCGGCGCCGGCGUUGGCGGCAGCAGCGAGGAGAAGAAGGACAGGGAGGACGAGGUGGACUCAGAGUGCGAAGCGCAGGAGGACACUGGAGGCCGUCCUGAGGUUGCGCAGGGCGUCGAGGCCGCGAGCGGGGGGACCUGCCACAUCGGAUCCGACGAAGGCAACAGAUGCGAGGACAGGAAGAACGGGGAGGACGAGGUGGACUCGGAGCGCGGCGCGGAGUGCCACGUGCUGGAGGACGCCGGAGGCUUUCCUGAGGGAGCGCUGGGCGGCGGGGCUUUGGGCGGGGAGACCUGCCACAUCGGCACCGACGCAGACGACAGCAGCGAGGAGAGGAAAGACAGGGUGGACGAGGUGGACUCAGAGUGCGAUGCGCUGGAGGACACUGGAGGCCUUCCCGAAACUGCGCAGGGCGUCGAGGCCUCGGGUGGGGUAACCUACCACAUCGGCUCCGACGUAGGCAACAGCUGCGUGGACUGGAAGGGCGGGGAGGACGAGGUGGACUCGGAGCGCGGCGUGCUGGAGGACACUGGAUGCCGUCCCGUGAGUGAGCUCGAAGCCACACCUGUGGUGGAGGCGAGCGCGUGAGCGAGUGCGCGAGGCGGGCAGUUGCAUUUUGCAUGUAGAUCUGUUCUCGCAUAGUGGUGCGGCCGCGGUGGAGGCCCAGUGCGGCCCCGCGGGGAGAGGCGGCCCUAGGCGGCCCCUCUCGGGAGGGCGUGUCUCGGGCGGCGCUUGGUGCCCCUGGAGGCCCCAUCGGUCCCUUUCUUUCCUUCCCCCCUCUUGCCUUGAAGGCCCCGUCUUUAACCUUUAACCUUUUAACACAUAGGAGCACGGCAAAACCCA